Salvelinus namaycush (lake trout) is the source of this 1154-nucleotide messenger RNA. RefSeq names its product ras-related protein Rab-6A-like. The record is from RefSeq and is a predicted model, not a curated record. The coding region runs from base 134 to 769 and encodes 211 amino acids. The transcript is spliced from 8 exons. Gene Ontology annotation, molecular function: GTP binding; GTPase activity. Lineage: Eukaryota; Metazoa; Chordata; Actinopteri; Salmoniformes; Salmonidae.
AAACCCCAUCGAAGAAGAGGGAGUGGGUGUCUCGCUUUCUCUACAGUCUCUGGCUUUACUACCCUGCGACUCUAACCUAUCGAGACAACAUAGAAAACUGGCCAUAUAGCUAGCUGUUUAUCUUUUGAUAAAGAUGUCAACCACAACCGGCGGCGGAGAGUUUGGCAACCCCCUGCGGAAAUUUAAGCUCGUAUUCUUAGGCGAGCAAAGUGUGGGGAAGACAUCGCUUAUCACCAGGUUUAUGUAUGACAGCUUUGACAAUACCUAUCAGGCUACAAUUGGCAUCGACUUUUUAUCGAAAACGAUGUACCUGGAAGAUCGUACGAUUCGGCUCCAGCUGUGGGAUACGGCCGGGCAGGAGCGGUUCCGCAGCCUCAUCCCCAGCUACAUCAGAGACUCAGCCGCUGCUGUGGUGGUUUAUGACAUAGCAAAUCUCAAUUCAUUCCAGCAAACCUCAAAGUGGAUUGAUGACGUCAGAACAGAGAGAGGAAGUGAUGUUAUUAUCAUGCUUGUGGGAAACAAAACAGACUUGGCUGAUAAAAGACAAGUAUCUGUUGAGGCUGCAGAGAGGAAAGCUCGUGAACUCAAUGUGAUGUACAUAGAGACCAGCGCCAAGGCUGGCUAUAACGUCAAACAGCUGUUUCGCCGUGUUGCUGCAGCCCUACCUGGGAUGGAUAGCACACCAGAGAAGGGCAAAGAGGACAUGAUCGAUAUCAAACUGGAGAAGCCACCAGAGAUGGCAGUGACGGAGAGCAGCUGCUCCUGCUAGUAAACACCCCCUCCACCUGACCUUCCUCCUCACCACCAACAGCUUGUGUCUCAGUGGCCACUCUCCCCACCCAUGGCUCACUGCCAUCGACCUGAGAACCUGUCUUCCCCCCCCCCCCCCCUUUUCGACUCAGUGACUUUUCGGAGUAAUCGUGUGGAUGUGCUAUUACUCUGUAUUUAAACAGAUGAUAUUCAACUAUAUUAAAGGUUAAAAGUCAAACACAGAAUAGGUUGAAAGCUGAAUAUGUUCAGAUUUUCAUCCAACUGCAUGACAUUAUAUAGGAUUGCAGACUGACAUAGCUAACUGCUCUCGGGUUAUUGCGUUGUUGUGAAGUGAUAUUGUUUGAGAUUAUUUAAGUGACUAUUAAAGGGAUAAGGUCUCAGUC